GACAGGAUAAAACACAACCUCAACUGACAGAGAUACAACAAAAACGCAGAAAAGACAAGGAGACCUGCUGAAGCUGCGGACAACACAAGUCGUAACGUGCUGUUGAAGUCAUGAGGAGAGACAACUUCUUAAUCUUAGCUGUGCUGUAUGUUUUCAAUGCUUGGACUUGGAGUGUGGACUCAACUGCGGUUAAUCCCCAUCGGCAUCGUCGUGAUCCCUAUGGUAUUGGCAAAAGCGUACAAUUAUCAAUAGUCCCUUCCUCUGUUGACGACAUGUAUAUCGCCUGCACUCUAGAAACAAAACAAAUGGUGAAGGACACAUAUCUUCCAAAUGAAAUCGAAAAAAAUGUGAUCUUCAAAAGUGCCUGGAGUGAGGCAGAAAUGUGUGCAAAAAAUGUGGAGAAUCGAUUCAAAACGGACAAUUCAAAGUACAAUCCAACAGAACUUGAACACGAUCAUGUCAAGGCUAUCUGUGCUUACUCAGGGGUUAACCCCAAGAUACACGACAUGUUCAACAAAGCAGUCCUCUCCGAGAAGGAUGAUCACUCCUUCCAGUUCCACUCCCUGCAUUUCCUGCUGACGGAUGCUCUCCACCUCCUGAAGAAAACCCAACUUAAGUGUCAUAAGACAUUCAGAAGAACCAAAAAUGAUUUUGAAGGUGAAGUUGGCCAGGAAAUCCGAUUUGGCUUCUUUGCUUCCAGCUGUACCGAGAAGGAUCUUUUGAAAUUGGCAUUUGGAGACAAGUCCUGCUUUGAGAUAGAUACGUGUUUUGGUGCUGACCUGAAGUCUUACCCCAUAUUGGGAAAUUUUGAAAAGGAGGUGUUGAUUCCACCAUAUGAGGUGUUCUGUAUUACUGCUGUGCUGAAGAAAGAAAAUGAUCCAAACCUUUGGUGUGAUGUUGUGUACCAACUACAUAGCACCACAGAACCCAAGAGUUUCCAGAAAUGCAAGCUUUAUAACACUUCGAAAGCAUAUAUUGAGUCAUUGUCCCUAAAGAAGAUUUAAUUUAAUUGAAAAUUGCUUGGUCAUUCUGU
Oncorhynchus tshawytscha (Chinook salmon) is the source of this 1033-nucleotide messenger RNA. Its product is annotated as NAD(P)(+)--arginine ADP-ribosyltransferase 2-like. Gene Ontology annotation, molecular function: NAD+ poly-ADP-ribosyltransferase activity; NAD+-protein-arginine ADP-ribosyltransferase activity. The record is from RefSeq and is a predicted model, not a curated record. NCBI's taxonomy places the organism in Eukaryota, Metazoa, Chordata, Actinopteri, Salmoniformes, Salmonidae. The transcript has 3 exons. Bases 111 to 1004 code for a protein of 297 amino acids.